GACAGCGCGCGAGCCCGGGAUCUACGUGGGCGCGCGGGCGGCGCCUGGGCGCCAGGGCUCUGGGGCCGAGAGGGCUACGCGUUUCCUCGCUGGCCCAGCCACUGGCCGGGCUGGGAUGGCGCCUCCUCAGUCUUUGCCCAAGUUGCUUCUCCUGGCAGCCCUAGCGGGAUUCCUGGGUCCCAGCGAGGUGGUGGCUGAGACGGUGGAGGAGGCGGGAGCCCAUUGUCCCGAGGGCUUGUGGCCUCUGCCCCCACAGGUGUUACCAAGAGUGACCUACACACAGGUGAGACCAGGGCAGGCUGAGGAUGUCACCUUCCUCUACCACCCCUGUGCCCACCCUUGGCUGAAGCUCCAGCUUGUCCUCCUUGCCCACAUUUGUGUGGCUAAGCCCUCACUUGCUCCUGACUCCAGCCUCACUCGGGAUCGGCCCCUGGUGCUGACAGUAUGGGGGAUGGCACUGGAGAUGGCAUGGGUAGAACCAGCCUGGGUUGCCCACUGGCUAAAGAGGCGACGGCGGAGGAAGCAGAGGAAAAAUGUAUGUUUCCACUCUGACAACCUUCCUGGGCCUUCUCCUUUGGUGACAACCCCCAGCACAGCAAGGCUAUGCAGGAGAGGGUGUGUGCAGGCCCCAGCUUUGGCCUUUGCUCUGCGGAGUUGGCGGCCUCCUGGUACAGAGGUGACAUCUAGAGGCCCAAGAUGGCCUUCUUUGAGUAGUGCCAAGAGGCGGGGGCUGCGUGCUGUCCUUGGUCUUCAGCCCACUCCUUCUGGCCUGAGGAUUCCCUUUGCUUCUACAUGGAGCUUAAAGGCCCAGCAGCCCAUUUUAGGAAACACAGGUGAGGGGAGUAAUGCUCUUUCUGUGUCCCCUGUCUCCUUGCUGCCUGGACAGCCUGGACAGCCUGGAAGCAAUGCCAGCUCCAGGACGGAUGCUCAGAUACCCAAUAGGCAAGGCAGCUCAGGAGGCUGUGCCUGCCCGAAUCAGGCUUCCCCAGCCCCUCGGGCAGCAGGGCCUCCCCGGGCAGCCCGGGGCCCCACCCCACGCACCGAGGAGGCUGCCUGGGCUGCCAUGGCCCUGACUUUCCUGCUAGUGCUGCUCACCCUAGCCACACUCUGCACACGGCUGCACCGAAACUUCCGCCGGGGCGAGAGCAUCUACUGGGGGCCCACAUCGGACAGCCAGGACACUGUGGCUGCUGUGCUGAAGCGGAGACUGCUGAUGCCCGCGCGCAGGGUUAAGCGCUCUCGUCGAAGACCCCUGCUCCCGCCCACGCCGGACAGCGGCCCAGAUGGGGACAGCUCUGACUAACUUGUCCCAGUGCUUUGGCUGUGGCCUGUGGGCUCCUCCUCCUGCUGGGCGGCUCCUACCUCUGCCACGUGGGCCAAGUGCAGGGCCGCCCCCUGGCGGCAAACAGAGCGACCCUGCCUAUUCAUUGCAGAGGCUUCGCUUCCUUGAGGGGUUGUGGGGAGCAGGGUGGCCAAGGGAAGAGCCAUUUCUGCUCCAUGGCCUAAACUCCGUUUCUAAUUAAAUUAUUUUGUUAGAA
Messenger RNA from Marmota monax (woodchuck), 1538 nucleotides. It is a transcript of the gene Tp53i13, whose product is annotated as tumor protein p53 inducible protein 13. The transcript is spliced from 7 exons. Bases 116 to 1303 code for a protein of 395 amino acids. The record is from RefSeq and is a predicted model, not a curated record. Gene Ontology annotation, cellular component: cytoplasm. Lineage: Eukaryota; Metazoa; Chordata; Mammalia; Rodentia; Sciuridae.